Rhincodon typus (whale shark) is the source of this 5930-nucleotide messenger RNA. Its product is annotated as neuroligin-1-like. Gene Ontology annotation, biological process: synaptic vesicle endocytosis; neuron cell-cell adhesion; presynaptic membrane assembly. Gene Ontology annotation, cellular component: postsynaptic specialization membrane; cell surface; synapse. Lineage: Eukaryota; Metazoa; Chordata; Chondrichthyes; Orectolobiformes; Rhincodontidae. The record is from RefSeq and is a predicted model, not a curated record. The transcript is spliced from 7 exons. The coding region runs from base 650 to 3154 and encodes 834 amino acids. Gene Ontology annotation, molecular function: neurexin family protein binding; signaling receptor activity.
CCCCUCUGCAAUAAUCCAAUGCAAAAAUAUCUCUCCAGUUUUAUCAAGUCACCAGAGGGAACAACAGCAGCGAAAGAGAGAAAUGCAGCUGUCCAGCAUCAGCCCUCCAUCAGGGUUAAAGAUUGAAGUCUCCUGUUGGGAUUGAAUCUCCGUCUCUCUCUCCCCGACACCCCCGGAUUGGUAUCUGGGGGCUUCUCCAAGGGGAGGUGAAUUCGGCUUCUUUCUUGGCACUGAGACAGAUUGAGUCCUUUUUUCCCUCUUACUCCUCCCGCCUCGCCUUCCCGUGCUGCCGGAGCAGCUGCGAAGCUCCCCGGGUCGAGCGGAGCCUGUGGUCGCUGGUGGAUCCGCAGCAAAUUCCAGGCUCCGAUACCCUUGGGGUGGGGGGCUGCUAUGAGAGAAGGCUGGCGUUGACCUCCACGAGGGUUACCACAGCAUCGAGAGGCUGGGGGGAGGGGGCUCUCCCCCCGAAUGGAGUACGAACAGUGGAUAGUGAGGGAGACCACUUCGACCACUUCACCAGUACGACGCAGCAACUGAGAGGGGGCUUGGAAGACGAGACGUCAGCAAGAGACUCUCAACUGGGUUGCCCCCACCCUCCCCACCUUUACUCGCCUGAAGCACUGAGGGGGGUGGGAGAUCAACAAGGGAAAUGCCUGCCACCCAGUUCCAGGGGGGCCCUGAGUCCCUCCUGAGGAGCCGCACCUCCGACCUGGGCCUCCUGCUCUGGGCUUUGGAGGCCAUGACCUGCUUUGCUCUCCUGUCAUGCCAGAAGCAGGACGAGAUGUUUCCUGUGGUCACCACCAACUAUGGCAAGCUGCGUGGUGUGAGGAAAGAGCUCAACAACGAGAUCCUAGGCCCGGUGGUGCAGUACCUCGGGGUGCCCUUUGCCACCCCACCUGUUGGUGGGCGCCGCUUCCAGCCUCCUGAGGCACCUGCCUCCUGGUCCGACGUGCGCAAUGCCACCCAAUUUGCCCCUGUCUGCCCACAGAACAUCCAUGGCAUGCUGCCCGAGGUCAUGCUGCCCGUCUGGUUCCUCUCCAACCUGGAUGAUGUGGCCACCUACAUCCAAGAGCAGAGUGAAGACUGCCUUUACCUCAACAUCUACGUACCCAUAGAGAACGGUCCACUCACAAAAAAAUCAGAUGAUAACGACGCAUUUGGCAGUCUUGAAGAUGAAGAUAUUCGAGACAGUGGCCCAAAGCCAGUGAUGAUGUUUGUUCACGGGGGAUCUUACAUGGAAGGCACAGGGAACAUGUUCGAGGGGAGUGUCUUGGCGAGCUAUGGAAAUGUUAUCGUUGUCACCAUAAACUACAGACUGGGCGUCCUCGGGUUCCUGAGCACAGGAGACAUGGCCGCCAAGGGUAAUUACGGCCUGCUCGAUCAGAUUCAGGCCUUACGGUGGCUCAGCGAGAACAUUGGCUUUUUUGGCGGUGACCCCAUGAGAAUCACUGUAUUUGGAUCGGGUGCUGGUGCUUCCUGCGUUAACCUCCUGAUUCUCUCUCACCAUUCUGAAGGUAACCGUUGGAGCAAUUCAACAAAAGGUCUUUUCCAACGAGCCAUUGCUCAGAGUGGCACUGCCAUAUCGAGCUGGUCGGUCAAUUAUCAACCUGCCAAAUACACGCGCAUCCUGGCCAAGAAAGUGGGCUGUAACUUCCCCGAGACGGUGGACGUGGUGGAGUGCUUGCGGCGGAAGUCUUACCGUGAGUUGGUCGACCAGGACAUCCAGCCCACCAGAUAUCACAUCGCCUUUGGGCCAGUUGUCGAUGGCGAUGUGCUCCCGGAUGACCCUGAGAUCCUGAUGGAACAGGGUGAGUUCCUCAACUACGAUAUCCUACUGGGGGUUAACCAGGGCGAGGGCUUCAAGUUUGUGGAGUCCCUGGUGGACAAUGAGGAUGGCAUCUCGGCCAGUUAUUUCGAUUUUGCUGUGUCGAACUUUGUCGAUAACCUGUACGGGUAUCCGGAGGGUAAGGACAUCCUGCGGGAGACCAUCAAGUUCAUGUACACUGACUGGGCGGACCGCGACAACGGCGAGAUGCGCCGCAAGACUCUGCUAGCGUUGUUCACCGACCACCAGUGGGUAGCGCCUGCCAUCGCUACUGCCCGCCUCCACGCCGAAUACCAGUCACCCACCUAUUUCUACACCUUCUACCAUCACUGCCAGAGCGAGAUGAAGGCAGUGUGGGCUGACGCUGCGCAUGGUGACGAGAUCCCGUAUGUCUUUGGGAUCCCUAUGAUUGGCGUCACUGAGCUUUUCCCCUGCAACUUCUCCAAGAACGACGUAAUGCUCAGCGCCGUGGUGAUGACCUACUGGACCAACUUUGCCAAGACUGGAGAUCCCAACAAGCCGGUCCCCCAAGACACAAAGUUCAUUCACACUAAGCCAAACCGCUUUGAGGAGGUAGCCUGGACGAAGUUCAACUCCAAAGAGAAGCCCUACCUCCAUAUCGGCCUGAAGCCACGAAUUCGGGAGCACUACCGAGCCAACAAGGUGGCGUUCUGGCUGGAGCUGGUGCCCCACUUACACAAUCUCCACGACAUCCUGCAAUACACUUCAACCACCACCAAGACCCCUCUUGAAGACCCCUUCAUGACAAAGCGGGCCAAUGGCAAAGGCUGGACAGUCACUACCAAGCGCCCAUUUGUCACCUCACCUCCCGAGCAGGAGCACACAGAAGACCCGCCCAACUACGCCCGCCUGCCCAAGGACUCGCGAGACUACUCAACAGAGCUGAGCGUCACCGUGGCAGUGGGGGCCUCGCUGCUCUUCCUCAACAUCCUUGCAUUUGCCGCCCUCUACUACAAACGGGACAAGAGGCACGAGCUGCACCGCAGGCUCAGCCCCCAGCGCAACACCACCAACGACCUCGCCCAUGCCCAGGAGGAGGAGAUCAUGUCACUUCAGAUCAAGCACAGCGAGCAUGAGGGCCAUGACCUGGAGCCCUUGCGGCCCCACGAGAUCCUGCGCCCAGCCUGUCCGCCCGACUACACCCUGGCACUGCGGAGGGCACCUGAUGACGUCCCUCUAAUGACCCCCAGCACCAUCACCAUGAUCCCCAGUACCAUCAGCGGGAUGCAGCCCCUCCACUCAUUCAACACCUACGCGGCUGGGCACAACAACACGCUGCCUCACCCGCACUCAACCACCCGAGUAUAGUCAGGACCUCGUCUGAGCCUUUGCCCAUGCCGCCAAGGGAGAAGGAAACACAAAAGGCCCCUCGAGAACGUGCUAGACCGAGGUUCAACCAUUUUUGACAAAGCUUUUCCUUUUGGAAUACGAAGUGCGACUAGAAUAAUUAGAAUAUUUUUCAAGAGAUUUGCCCCCACCCCACCAACAUGACCCCUUCUUACAACCUGACGCACUUUUUUUGGGGUGGGGGAAGCAGUGAAUGAAACCUUCCCCUUCUAUCACCCCCACUAUCUCUGAGGAAUCUUUGAAACAGUGUACCAGUGUCAAGGAAAUUGAGGCUCCGGCCUACCUGCAGUCCAAUUAUAAUUUAAUUACAGGAUCGAAUAAUUACCAAAAAUCAAAAUUGAUUCUUUUUAAAACGUGAUUGUUUGGCGGAUUGCAUGGUAUUUAACUUGAUAAUUUGAACGUCUAAUCGUUUCUUUCUGUUAAUUUUGAUUUUUAACCCCUGAGGAAAUUUGUUUUGACAACAAGUUGUAGUAACUCAAAAGUGAGCUAUUUUGUACAGCACAUUCCCCUUCAUUUCUUUUUCAUUUAAAAAGGUAUGACUGGCAUAUUAAAAGAGAUUUUAAAAAAAACUGACAAAAACGGAUUUUAAAAUUUAAAAAAAACAACAGCCAAUUCAGGGAAAUUUUCCCUCUGAACUGGCAAAUCGCAAUGGGACCAACUGGGGUUUCUUUUUCCACGUAGCCUCAGCCACAAGAAGGAGGCCCAAAACAUUUCCAGAACUUGUAUUUCACUGUGGAAUGCAAAUGAUUUUCCAGAGGAGCACCAUGACAUUUAUAAAAUUCCUCAGAGGUGCAAGAAAAAUAAUUGCUGAAUCGCCACCAUGACCUGUGUUGUCGGAGCUGGAAACAAAAUGAACAAAAUGGUAUCAGCUGGUCAGUCAGGGACGCCAACUGGGGGAAAUACCCCAUUUUUUCUUCACCGCACCCCAACCAGCAGCCAUCCUCACCACAUUCAACCUUCUCUCCCCAUCCCAUUAACUCUCUUGCGUUGGCGGAGUAGAUGGACAAAGACGCACAAGGAAAGGACGUCAGUUUUUUUUUGUAACAUAUUUACACCUAGGCCUCGACCAGUAGCUGCCCAGGUCUUUCUUGACAAAGCUCGGAGGGCAUUUUUGAGAGUCAGAGAAGCAGGUUCAAACCGUGCCCAGCAACAAUCGUCAGUGCCCAAGGAGUGUUAACUGACUCGCCAUCAAGAAUUGAGGCAAGAAUUGUGACACGAAGGACUGGGGCCUCUCGUUAGGCCCAUCCGCUCUCUGAGUGACUCCCCUCCACUUUGUACUUUCCCAAGGGGAGCAAUAGCUUGCAUCUCAUCUCUCUCUGCUAAAAAAAAACACAAUCAUGGUUAACUUUUGAUAUGAAAAAGAAUUCGUAUGAAAGUAAAAGGAGAGACUGACAUAACAUGGAGGGACGCUGAUAAUAUUUUUACCUGAGAAGGAGGGAAAAAACAGGGAGGGACAAUUGAAAUGUUUAUUUAGACGUAUGUUCUGUGGGUUUAGUUUUCAUUUAUGACUGGUUUCUUAGCAGGAGCUGUCCAGGAGGCUUAGAGAGGUCACCCGUCAAUGAAAAUGCACUAGUUAAAACUGUAUAACUUUGUCAUGCAUCGCCCAGACUAUAGAGAAAGGAGUAACACAAUUUAAGGAAAAUAGCAUUGCUGCAAUUCUUGGACAUCAUUACUUCCUUGAGAUGACCACCCUAGAUUGUGGGGCAAUCCGCUUACCACCCAAUCCUAUGGACACUCCCAACAGGCCCUGGCCCUUGCAUUGCGGAAGAGUGAACUUGUGCCCAUUUCUCUCUCUUUUCCUCCCUUUUUGUCUCUCCUUUCUUCUCUUUUUAUUCUUUUUUUUAAUGAGAAGGCUCAUUAGCAGACAUUACGUUUGUGAUUACCAGUAAAGAAGCGAAAAAUAACACAUUAGUUUUGUUCGCUUAAUAGGUGGGAGCACACUGUUUGUAAAAAAAAACGGAAUUUUAACAAAUUGCUGGGCCACGUUUGUUGGCCUCGUCACUACAGUUUUGGAUGUGGAAUUGAGUUUGUGGGAAGUAGAUGAGAUGCUGCCAGCCCUCCUGUAUUCAUUCCCCUCCCCUACAACAUUCACCCGCCCACACGCUGAGCUAGCCAUACUCUCACACCCCAAAUGUCAAACACCCACACCUAUCAGUUGGCAUCUCAUAUAUAUAUCUUCAUAUAGGCUUUUAAUUUGGUCUGGAGGUCCCGAGAGCACUAAACCACACGUUCACUCCCAUUCCCAGCAUGCAGAAGGAGGCCAUUCAGCCUGUCUUAUAUAUGACAGGUGGCUUCAUUGUCCUAAAUGCCUUUUUUUUGUUAUACCUUUUUUCUUUAUUUCUGAAUGCACUUCUCCACAUGAUCGGGUGGGACAAGAGGGAAUGUUUCUCCUGGGGAGGGGAGGAGGUGGUGGAGGGGUCCCAUGGUGGGAGACGUUCUGGUGAUCCUGGUUUGAAUCCCUGGGGCCUCAGACUGAGAAAGGGAGGAGGCUGGAAUUCACUUAUUGGAUCCAUUCCCCUGAUCCCAGAUAACAGGGGCAUUUGCUGAAGUGAGUUUGAAACUUUUUGCAAAGAAAUGUGACAGAUGCCAAGAAGGAAGAUUGUAUUUUCUUCCCCCGUCCUGUUUGGGUGACAGCUGAUUGACAUACCAUUGACCGCUGAAGGGCCUGAGCACUUGGAGUGGUUGCCAGACCAAUGCCAAACUUUGUUCAUAGAAUAAUAAAAUAUUUUAAAAUGUU